UCUGAGUAGUGCCUGAGAUCGCUACAAUAUUAUGGCUUUAAAAAGUUCGGGAACAACGUGUGCCGUUCGCGGGUGUACUUACAACCGGACAAAACUAAACCAUUGGUUGAAAUCGGAGUGUUUUGACCACAAGCCAAAAAAGAAAAUAGAGUGUUCGUGCCCGAAAUGGUACAGCUUCCAUCAACUGCCGAAUGACGACGACGAGGCUAAAAGAAAUUGGCUGAAAAACCUAAACUUAAAACAUCCUCCGAAAUAUUGUUACGUCUGUUCUUUUCAUUUUGUGGACAAAACGCCAACUGAGGAAAACCCUUACCCAACGCUUUAUCUGGGUUAUGAGAAGCCACCUGAGAAGAAACGCCGAAGAGUCGUCAGGAUGAUCGUUGACAGUCAAGUCGCAACAGACCAAGCUGAUGUGAUGGUGUUCGAGCAACCUCAGACCUUCAAGGAUGCCCAAACCCAGUGGAUGGAUCCAGCUGUGGAGGACCAUACCUACUCUAAAGGAUCCAUCAUUAUAUAUAACAUGCCCAUCACACCUGCCCCUGAGAUCUCACUGUCCAUUGCAGAGGUUACACUGAAAGGUGAUAAAGACUGUCUGCUUUACACAGGGAUUCCUCUACUAGUGUUCAACACUCUUGUCUCCUGUGUACAAGGUUUUGCGCCCCAGUCAUCAACAAUGCCAGUUCAAGACCAAGUUUUGUUGACAAUCAUGAAGCUCAGACAGAACUUUGUUCUGGCUGACUUAGCGAGGCGCUUUAAAAGAUCAGCCAGUCAGGUCAGUAAAACAAUUAAGCAUUGGAUAGAUGUCCUUGCUGAGCACACCAAGGACCUCAUUCCAUGGCUGCCCCGUGACACAAUCAUAUCAACCAUGCCACAGGUUUUUCUGCAACAUUUCCCUGAUGUAACGUGUAUCAUUGACUGCACAGAGAGUGUUCUGCAAAAAGCCAAAAACUUAGACUCGCGCUCAGAGUCUUACAGCCAUUACUAUGCAAAGCCAUAUUUUGUGGCUGCGUUCCCAGGUGAAGGUGGGGUACAGGUGCUCAUUAAGGAAUUGUUGGGGGUCUGUGGAGUGUCGUUUGGGGACUCGUUUCACUGUGCUUGGCAGUAA
Clupea harengus (Atlantic herring) is the source of this 1105-nucleotide messenger RNA. RefSeq lists its product as uncharacterized. The transcript is spliced from 3 exons. NCBI's taxonomy places the organism in Eukaryota, Metazoa, Chordata, Actinopteri, Clupeiformes, Clupeidae. Bases 32 to 1105 code for a protein of 357 amino acids. The record is from RefSeq and is a predicted model, not a curated record.